Messenger RNA from Chilo suppressalis (striped riceborer), 908 nucleotides. The record is from the annotation of a GenBank genome assembly. NCBI's taxonomy places the organism in Eukaryota, Metazoa, Arthropoda, Insecta, Lepidoptera, Crambidae.
AAAAAGUACUCUGUGAACUGUAAAAAACUUAUUGAACAUCAUCAUGACAUUCGGUCUCCGGGUUUUCUCUAAGUUAGCCGUGCCCGCUGUUGGCAACAUAUUGAAUUUUACUCGAGUACAAAUAAGUACCAUCAAAAUGACGGCAAAUAAUCCGGACUACAAACUCGUUAAUUCUAUUCACGAAUUUACAGUCAAAAAUAUCAAAGGUGAAGAUGUAAAGCUUGAUGUAUACAAAGGUCAUGUUUGCAUUAUUGUUAAUGUCGCUUCGCAGUGUGGGUUGACUGCAAAUAAUUACAAACAACUUAAUGAAUUAUAUGAGCAGUAUGGCGAAAGUAAAGGUUUACGGAUCCUAGCAUUCCCAUGCAACCAGUUUGCUGGCCAGGAACCGGGAAAUCCUGAGGACAUUGUUUGUUUUGCUGCAGACAGAAAGGUUAAAUUUGACUUGUUUGAAAAGGUUGAUGUGAAUGGUGACUCUGCCAGUCCAUUGUGGAAAUUUUUGAAGCACAAACAAGGAGGCACAUUGGGCAGUUUCAUUAAAUGGAAUUUCACAAAAUUCAUUAUUGACAAAGAUGGAGUCCCUGUAGAAAGGCAUGGCCCUAAUACUGAUCCGUUGGAUUUGGUUAAGUCCCUUGAGAAAUAUUGGUGAAUACAAAUAUACGGGAUACUAAUAUAAUUUCUAUAUUUUAUUAGUGUAGUGCUUAGCUUUGAUAUAUUUUUCGAUACUUUGUUAUUUGUUUGUUAUAUUAUGAUAAGUGAUCAAUCACACACUGUAUCAUGUUGUCGGUUGCUAAUGAAAAUGUUAAAUCACAUUAAGUUUUUAGUGAUAUCUGGGAUUAUUGCAUUUUUAGAUUUAAGUAUGUCAGUACCUGUGUAAAACUAGUUGAAUAAUAGAAUGGCACAUAUUUUGA